Molecule: messenger RNA, 786 nt
Organism: Botrytis sinoallii
Lineage: Eukaryota; Fungi; Ascomycota; Leotiomycetes; Helotiales; Sclerotiniaceae
Exons: 1
Coding region: 1-786 (261 amino acids)
Biological process (GO): pentose-phosphate shunt; carbohydrate metabolic process
Molecular function (GO): 6-phosphogluconolactonase activity
Source: RefSeq, a predicted model, not a curated record
AUGGUUGGCUCACAACCAAAUCUCUUCGCAUUCCCAACCGUCGACAUCCUGGCCACCACUCUCCGUCAAUACAUUGUGCAAGCCCAAACCGCCGGACUCACCCGCCACGACGCCUUCAAAAUCGCCGUAUCAGGCGGCUCCCUCCCCAAAACCCUCGCUGCCGCUCUCCUCGCCCCAUCCAGCGGUCCCGACGACAUCAUCCACUUCUCCAAAUGGGAAAUUUUUUUCGCAGACGAGAGAGCCGUGCCCCUUACCCACGAAGACUCCAACUAUGCGCUCCUCAAAAGCGAACUCCUCGAUAAAAUUCCCGCCGAAAUGGGUAAACCCACCGUGCACCCAAUCGAUACGGCGCAUCUAGACGAUGUCCAGGAAUUGGCAGAUCAGUAUGAACAACUCCUCGUGCGCAGUUUCGCAUCUCGCGAUUCGGUCAAAUUGCCCAUUUUCGAUUUGUUACUCUUGGGUUGUGGUCCCGAUGGUCAUACGUGUAGUUUGUUUCCUGGACAUGCUCUUUUGAGGGAAACGGAUGCUUGGGUUGCGCCGAUUGAAGAUAGUCCGAAACCACCACCAAAGAGAAUUACACUUACAUUGCCGGUAGUGACACAUGGAGUUAAGAUUGCUUUUGUAGCGACCGGAGGUGGAAAGAAGGAGAUUAUGAAGGAGAUUUUCGAAAAAGGAAAUGGAUUACCUUGUGCACUGGUUAAUGAAGGAGCUAGAGAGAGGUGUAGUUGGUUUGUGGAUAAUGCGGCGGUAGAAGGAGUUAGUUUCCCUAGGAAAGGAAGUCUUUAG